Molecule: messenger RNA, 3699 nt
Organism: Anopheles merus
Lineage: Eukaryota; Metazoa; Arthropoda; Insecta; Diptera; Culicidae
Gene: Syngr
Product: synaptogyrin
Exons: 4
Coding region: 190-891 (233 amino acids)
Cellular component (GO): synaptic vesicle membrane; neuromuscular junction
Source: RefSeq, a predicted model, not a curated record
GCACACAGUUUGUGGGAUUGUUUGAUUGCACAUUACCUGCAGCGGUGUGACACGUUUGUUGUGCUGAUAGUGUCGUGUGUGUGUGUGUGUGUGUGUGGGGGUUGGUGCGCUCGUGCUAGCAGUGAAGUGUGCAAAUUAGAGCUCAAGUUUAAACCACAGAAACGACCCAAACGAAGCAAUCGUUCCAAGAUGGAUAUCGGAGGAGCAUAUGGUGGUGGUAAAGCCGGAGGUGCAUUCGAUCCUAUUGCGUUCGUACAGCGCCCGACGGUUAUAUUGCGUGCCGUUUGCUGGCUGUUUGCCAUCAUCGUGUUCGGCUGCAUAUCGUCCGAGGGAUGGCGGGAGGAGGCGAACGGCAAGGAGUAUUGCAUAAUUAAUCGCGACGGCAACGCUUGCAACUAUGCGGUCGGUAUCGGUGUGAUCGCCUUCCUUGCCGCGAUGGGCUUCAUCGCGGGCGAGUAUCUGUUCGAGCAGAUGUCGUCGGUCAAGACGAGAAAGCACUACGUGCUGGCCGAUCUGGGCUUUUCCGCGUUCUGGUCAUUCCUGUUCUUUAUCGGUUUCUGCUACCUCACCAACCAGUGGGGCAAGGCGGACGAUCCACCGAACGGCGAGGGUGUGAACAAUGUGCAGGCUUCCAUCGUGUUCUCGUUCUUCUCCAUCUUCACCUGGGCCGGCUGUGCGUACUUUGCGUUCCUCCGCUUCAAGGCCGGCGUAGAUCCGUCGUUCUCCUCGACGUACGAGUCUGAUCCGAGCGCUGCCCAGCAGUACGCCGCCUAUCCGGCCUCGAACGAGAACGAUCAGUUCCAGGAGGCACCGUUCUCGGGCCAACAGCAGCAGCAGCAGCAGCAACAGCGAGGUAUGUACACAGCAGACUACUCGCAGCCCACGUACUAAGUAAGCUGAUCUUGAUGUUAUUCCCUACGUAACCAGAAGGCUUUACAGUGAAGAACAAAUCCGACGGUUCGAUUUGAUUACUUUCGCAAAGAACAACUGUUGCUCCUUGCGGUGGAUGGAGCUGACAUUAAAUUGUACCUAUGUUUUACGAUUCGAUCGCUAGAACCACAUAUUUCCAUGGACCAUUCCCGAUUGGAAAGCGUAACUAUGUUUUAGUUUGUUUUACAUUGGUUUCCCAACAAAUACUUCAAACUAGUCACAUUGCAAAUGCCCCGUAACGAAACUAAGAACCAAAAGUUAAUACUAAUAUACAAAGACAUACUACAAAUAGGAUAGAGCACCUCUGAAUCUUACGCAUUAAUUUGGACAUUUGGGAAUGCCUGCCCCGAUGGUUUAAUAGUGGCAAACCGAAAACUUAGGCCACCUUCCAAUGAAAGGUGCGGAAUGGAAUAAGGUGUAGAACAACUGAAAGUAUAUGUUACCAAAGAGUAUUGGCAUCACUGCAAACCCACACACACACAUACACACAUUGCACACACACACAGUCAUGUGGCGUGAUACGUUUAAUAGAACAAAAUCUGGAUCUAGAUCAUGUUUGUAGCUAUUGUAGUCUGGAUGUAUUUAUCUCUGUGGCAUUUCAACGUCGCUAGCGUCGCGUCAAACGUUUAGCAUUGCCAUUCGUUGUGAGAUCCGACAUGACGACAUGUUGAUAACAGUUGGAACUAGUUGACUGCUGGAAGAAUUUAAACAAACCAAAAUGAUUAUUGUAGAGCAAGAAAACAAAAGACGAUGUCUUUUCAACCCACUCGUUUCAUAAUCGCAACCACUAAGGACAUCGAUCAGCCUUCCAAAUGGAGCAAAUACGGAAAGCCGAUCUGGCGACAUAACUUUCGAGCGGCAUUUCAGUAGUGAAAAGAAGAUGUUCAACAUUCGAUUAGUGAUUAUGUACGCAACCAAGGAUAUAGAUAAUGCUUACCAUCAAAGCAAAUUGCGUUUAGCGGACUAAAGUCGGCAAACAACAAUAUUUAUUGAAGUGUAUUUUUAAUCAAAUUGUUUAGUUUAUUUAUUUUACAGCUGUUGACGAUCAAUCGCAGAGGAUCGCUGUCGUUCGCUCUUCACACUCGUAGGAUUCUAUUUGGUGCGAAGAGGCGUACUAUUUUUAUUGCGCCUGCCAUUGCUAAAGAUUUCAAGCUCUGCUCAGGCAAACACUCCCCAUGUCGUAUGGUAAUGAGAUAAAACGAAGCAUCAAAGGAUCAAAGCUUGGCAAAUAGAAUCAGUCAUAUCGAAUCUCAAUCUCUUGCCCACCUUCAUUGAUUCGGUCAAGCACAAUCGACAGUGCUACGUAAUGUUUGGUUACGAUAGUUCAAACUGACGCUGAAUUUAGAUACCAAGAAAGCUUAAAUCAGGUUUUGAGAAAAGGAAAACUGAAACGUAAAUUGGAAACCUCUGUCGAGAGAAUAUUUAAUACCAGUUGCAACGAGUGCGAAAAGUACCACAAAAACCAUUAAAUCCAAUCAUAAUUUUUAAAUGCUUAAAGUACCGAAUGUGGUUAAAUCUUAUGAAUGCUGUUUCAUUACAUAAAACGCAAAACACACACACACACGAUUCAAAAAUACACUCACAUAGUUGUAACGCAACAAUCAUAAAUAUUCAAACAUAAAGCAAACCAAGUAUGAAAACGAUUGCAGGAGAAGAGCGACUUUGCGACUGGAUUCGCAAAAAGAAAAACGUUCAAAAACAAAAGCAUACAAAAACAUUUGUAAUUUUGGAUUGGUAUCAAGGCGCUUCCUCUCCAGCAGCAGGGACCCAUACCUGAACAGACAAAACACACCCUUACACGUACACAAGUUUUUGGGAGAGAAGGUAGAACAGUAUCGAUGCUCAUUGGUCAAAAAAGAAAGAAAAUACACAUUUACACAUUCGUUGCUAAAGGAAAUAAUUAUCGAUAAUAACAAAACAAAAAAAUCUAUACAAAUGAAAACAUAAAUCGGAUCUACACAUAAUAAAAUACGAAUGAAGUAUGAAGAAAGACGUGUGAGGAAAGAAGGAAAGAAAGAAACUGUGUGUGUUCUGUAGCUGAUAUCUAAAGAAAACGUUACGAGGAUAUGAUUAGAACAAAUCGAAAACAUAAGCAGAAGGGAAGAAAAAAAACAACGGAAACUAAUACUUAGAUCAACCAACAAGCAAACCAGUUUGAAUGUAAUAAGGAAAAUACCAUCACACAUGAUUAAACGCCCAAACUUAUUUAUGCCAUCCUACUUUAAUUAGCAGAACCUACUGACAGAGGCUGGUAAGGGGAAGUGGCAACGUUGGCUUAUGUGCGGCUACAUCGCCUACAUUAAGUUCUUUAUUAACACGCAACCAAAGUAACGAAUAAAACAAAAGAGAAGACAAAAACAAACCAAAACAAUGUUAUAAAUAUACAUCGUGCACUAUUUAUAUAUGAAUACAAGUUUCACGACAGCUGAAAGCUAUAAGAGAAAAUUUAGAGAAGAAUGGUACUGUUAAAUGAAAAAAAAAGAAUAAAGGAAGAAAAUAGUAACACUACUUUGAACACCUAAAGAGAAACAUUGACAAAUACACGUACGUUACCGUUGAACAGAGAGAAAUAACGAGAAAGGAAGUGAAAGAUGGUAUAGAGAAUGAAAAAUAUCCGACACACAAAGCGUAAGAAAGAAAACAAAUCGAUAUAUUUACUUGCUGGUUGCAUUGUAGUGAGCAUUAUUCGUUUACGUUGUUAUAAAAGUGUGCGAAACCUAUUGUAAAUAGAAACAAUAAGGAGAAGACGAAAAACAAAACAAAACAAAA